Brassica oleracea var. oleracea is the source of this 1024-nucleotide messenger RNA. RefSeq names its product glutathione S-transferase DHAR3, chloroplastic. The transcript has 6 exons. Gene Ontology annotation, molecular function: glutathione dehydrogenase (ascorbate) activity. Bases 63 to 836 code for a protein of 257 amino acids. The record is from RefSeq and is a predicted model, not a curated record. Gene Ontology annotation, biological process: cellular oxidant detoxification; ascorbate glutathione cycle; protein glutathionylation. NCBI's taxonomy places the organism in Eukaryota, Viridiplantae, Streptophyta, Magnoliopsida, Brassicales, Brassicaceae.
AAGUCUACGGUGUUAAUAAAAGAACUGUCGGAAAAUUAACAAGAACAGAGACAAAAAAAAAUAUGAUAAGCCUUGGAUUUCAACCAAGCACCGCCGGUGUUCUAUCGGCAUCGGUCAACCGCGCCGGAUUUAUCAAACGGAGCGGUUUGACUAAACCGAGAAGAACCGCCCGGUUCGGGACGAUGGCUAUGGCGGCUUCUCCUCUCGAAAUCUGCGUCAAAGCUUCCAUCACCACACCCAACAAGCUCGGAGACUGCCCUUUUUGCCAAAGGGUGUUGCUGACUAUGGAGGAGAAGCAUGUACCUUAUGACAUGAAAAUGGUGGAUUUGAGUAACAAGCCUGAGUGGUUCUUGAAAAUUAAUGCAGAAGGUAAAGUCCCGGUGGUGAAGUUUGAUGAGAAAUGGGUUCCGGAUUCUGAUGUCAUAACACAGACUUUGGAAGACAAGUACCCUGAGCCUCCUCUAGCAACCCCACCCGAAAAGGCUUCAGUUGGGUCGAAGAUCUUCUCCACGUUUAUCGGUUUUCUCAAGAGCAAAGAUCCAAAAGAUGGAACUGAGCAAGUUUUACUGGAUGAGCUUAGUACAUUCAACGACUAUCUCAAAGAAAAUGGAACUUACAUAAACGGAGAGAAGAUAUCAGCAGCGGAUUUGUCCUUGGCACCAAAGUUAUACCACAUGAAGAUUGCACUUGGACAUUUCAAGAACUGGUCUGUUCCAGAUUCACUUCCUUUCCUUAAAUCCUACAUGGAGAAUGUGUUCUCGAGGGAGUCAUUCAAGAAUACAGAGGCGCAAACAGAGGAUGUGAUUGCUGGUUGGAGACCAAAGGUGAUGGGUUAAGAGAGCAAAAGGUUUUAGAUGUUGGACCUCAUCACUCAAGUCAAGGGACCGAUCAUCUUCUCUCUUACUUUCUUCUAGUACAAUGUAAAAACAUAAUAAUAAUAAUCAAAUCUUCUUCAAAUGUUGUUAACAAUAAGUAUGUGGCGCGCCAGAGCAAUAAACACAGACUAUACAGUGAAUGAAAACUA